AAAUUGCCUGUUUUUGUCUUGCUGCUAAUACCCACUAUACAACUGCAGUUUAAGUUGCUUACCAAACACCACAAAGAAGGAAACACCACCAGAAGGAAUUUGUCCCACCGUUAAACCUUAAACUUGAAUAUUGGGAUAUGGAAUCCAUAUAUUCCAGCACUCUGGAAACUACUUCUACUCAGUGCAUGGAUGCAUCUGUCAAACAUGAACAAAACACUACUGAGAAAGUAUACUCCCUCCAGUGUACAGAGUGUGGAAAGUGUUUUAAAUAUCCUAGUACCUUUGAAAGACACCAGCGGAUUCACACAGGAGAAAAACCAUAUCACUGCUCAGAGUGUGGAAAGAGUUUUAGAGACAAUGAUACCCUCUGUAAGCACCAGCGCAUUCACACUGGAGAGAAACCGUAUCACUGUUCAGAAUGUGGGAAGAGAUUUAUUCAACAGAGUCAUCUCCAAAGACACCAACGUAUUCACACAGGAGAAAAACCGUAUAACUGUUCAGAGUGUGGAAAGAGUUUUAGAAACAGUGAUACCCUCUACAAUCAUCAGCGCAUUCAUACAGGAGAUAAACCAUUUUACUGCUCAGAGUGUGGGAUGAGUUUUAAUCAAAACAGCAUUCUUCAGAAACACCUACGCAUUCACACAGGGGAGAAACCAUAUUACUGUUCAGACUGUGGACAGAGAUUUCGAGACAGUGGUGCCCUUUAUAAACACCAGCGCAUUCACACAGGAGAGAAACCAUAUCACUGCUCAGAGUGUGGACUGAGUUUUACUGAGGGUGGUGCCCUCACAACUCACCAGCGCAUUCAUACUGGAGAGAAACCAUAUCACUGUUCAGAUUGUGGAAAAAGUUUUAAUCAACAUAGUUCUCUGCAAGCACACAAGCGCAUUCACACUGGAGAGAAACCGUAUUUCUGUUCAGAGUGUGCUUUGAAUUUUAGUCGUCACGGCAGUCUCCAAAAACACCAGCGCAUUCACACUGGAGAGAAACCAUAUGUGUGCUCAGAGUAUGGAAAGCGAUUUAUUGACAGCGGUGCCCUUAAAAAUCACCAGCGUGUUCACACAGGGGAGAAACCCUAUCACUGUUCUGAUUGUGGGAGGAACUUUAGAGAGAAUCGUUUCCUCAAGAAACACCAGAAAGUUCAUACAGGAGAGAAAUCGUAUAGCUGAAUGUGUUUGGCCACAAGUCACGAGUCAUCAUACAUCAUACAUUAGCGGCAAGCUAGCUACCAUUACUGGGGAGAGAAAUAAGAUUAGUUCAGAGCUAGCUAACAUUAGGACAGGCUUUUCAUUUUGAGCUUAUUUAUUAAUGGAGUCUGUUUUAAGUGUUCAUUAUUCUUUAUGGUUCCUACAUGCAAUUCAGAUUGUGGUUUAAGAAAAUGUAACAUACAUGUUAUGUUGGCUCUGUUCUGCAAUUGGCUACAAUCAAAUAAAAUAAAAAUAAAAAAUCAAUAACAAAUGGAAAACAUAAGUUUUGAUUUCCAAUACAACACAAUAUUUUCUUCCAAAGAAAUGAUGACUACAUUUGUGGGUAUUAUAUUUUUUGAGGUCUUAAAAAGGUCUUAAAAAGCAUUAAAUUUGAACUUUAAAUGGUGCAAAAACCCUGCAAUUACAGGAAGUUGAGGCAGAAGAAAUAAGAAAAUCUAAAUUCUCUUUGUAUACUGGUUCAUCUCACGGCUGGAC
This is a messenger RNA of Astyanax mexicanus (Mexican tetra), 1682 nucleotides long. Its product is annotated as zinc finger protein 501-like. The record is from RefSeq and is a predicted model, not a curated record. NCBI's taxonomy places the organism in Eukaryota, Metazoa, Chordata, Actinopteri, Characiformes, Acestrorhamphidae. The transcript has a single exon. The coding region runs from base 138 to 1169 and encodes 343 amino acids.